CGGCGGGAGCCGGAUCUGCCGGAGCCGGAGCCGGAGCCGGGACCUCGGCCAUGGCCGCGCUGGGGCUCGCGGCCCGCGUGCUUGCUCGGCAGGGCCGCCCGGUGGGGUCCCGGGCUUGCCUCGGGCCGGUCCGGGAGAACCACCAGACGUCCCUGCUGUGGCUGCGGGCCGCCCUCCCGGUGAGAGGAGAGCCCCUGAAGAAGAAGAAGAAGGUGGAUCCUAAGAAAGAGCAGGCCGCCAAGGAGCGGCUGAAGAAGAGAAUUAAGAGGCUGGAGAAGGCCACUCAGGAGCUGAUCCCCAUCGAAGACUUCGUCACCCCUGUGAAGUACCUGGCGGAGGAGAGGCAGCGCCCGCAGCUGGAGCUCCCCUCGGAGGACAGCGAAAGGAGGAUCUUCCUCAUGAAGAGGUGGGCCUUCUACAAGCAGCAGGAGCAGGAAGCCGAGCGGGAGAAGAUUGCCUCCAUGCUGGAGGCCCAGCAGGAAGCCCUGCGGGAGCUGCGCCUCGAGUCCGAGCAGCUCUACCAGGCGGCCGCCCGGCGAGACCAGGGCUUGUUUCCCUUUGAAAAGGAGGGCCCGAGCUACACGCCAGCCACCCCCGGCUACCAGGCGCCCGAGGGCAAAUACAACGAUGUCACCAAAGUCUACGUGCAGGGGGAGAAGAGAUAGGUCCCAGGGCCACCGCCGGGGUCAGGGCUGACCGUGUCCUUCGUCACGUCCCCUGAAGGGGCACCCGUCCUGCGGUCUCUGGGCCUCGGACCUCCCCCCGUGGCCGCCGCAGCGCUUCGAGAAAAGGCCAAGACGGCCCCUGCCACACGGAGCUCCCCUUCCUGCGUAGCUUAGAGAUGGGGAGGUUCCAGGGGGCGGAGGAGCCGAGUUCUGGGGCUUGGGGGUCUCUGCCCUUCAUACCAACGUAAAUUGCUUUUAACAAACGAACAGUGAUUUUAAAUACUUUUAGCUACCGGAACGAGUUUUUAUUAUGGAGAAAAUAAAUGGAAAAAUUGCUUUAAGGACCCCAA
Messenger RNA from Antechinus flavipes (yellow-footed antechinus), 1015 nucleotides. RefSeq names its product mitochondrial ribosomal protein L40 (gene MRPL40). The transcript is spliced from 4 exons. The record is from RefSeq and is a predicted model, not a curated record. NCBI's taxonomy places the organism in Eukaryota, Metazoa, Chordata, Mammalia, Dasyuromorphia, Dasyuridae. Gene Ontology annotation, cellular component: mitochondrial ribosome; mitochondrial large ribosomal subunit. The coding region runs from base 51 to 665 and encodes 204 amino acids.